Messenger RNA from Thlaspi arvense, 1251 nucleotides. Lineage: Eukaryota; Viridiplantae; Streptophyta; Magnoliopsida; Brassicales; Brassicaceae. The record is from the annotation of a GenBank genome assembly.
AUCUCGGCGGCGACAGAUCCAAAUCGGCGAGUUAGAGUAGAACUCGAGACCUCACUUAUUCAGAAAUUGAGCUUGAAAUCCUGCGAUUUGAUUGGCGGUGCACCAUUCUCUCCCUCGUCUAUAUCAUCCUCUCCUCAUAAGGGUAGCAGUAAACACAGUUCUUCGCAAAUUCUCUCAUAUCUCACCAAGCUUUCCGGAGCGACGUCUGAUCCUAAAAUCUCGCGCAGAGGUGGAUGGCGGCGACCGUUUUUCCAAUUCCUCGCUUUCUUUCUUCUUGGGUUUCUGCUAGGUAUGACACCAUACGGACACAUGGAAGACGUGAACGGCGCCGAUCGGUUCUCCUUCGAGAUCAAACCGCCGAACUUUGAGCAACGGCUGGAAAACGGGAAACGGGAAGAGGUUUCGGUAGAUGGAGUAAGUUUCGUGGCGGAAGCCGAACUUGGGAAGAAGGAGAUGGUGAAGGAGGAUUUGGAUAUUGUGCCGAGGAAGCUCAUAAUUGUUGUCACACCAACGUACAAUCGAGCGAUGCAGGCGUAUUACUUGAACAGGGUUGCUCAGACGCUGAGGCUAGUGGAGCCGCCUGUACUGUGGAUAGUGGUGGAAGGCAAUGCAGCGUCGUUUGAGACCUCGGAGAUCCUGAGAAAGUCGGGAGUGAUGUACAGACACUUGGUUUGCAAGAGGAACAUGACGAGUAUCAAGGACAGAGGCGUUCACCAGAGAAACACUGCAUUGGAACAUAUCGAGUUGCACAAGCUCGAUGGAAUUGUCUACUUCGCUGAUGAUGACAAUAUCUACUCGCUUGAGCUGUUUCAAAGCUUAAGAACAAUCAGCCGAUUUGGAACUUGGCCUGUUGCGAUGCUCGCGCCAAGCAAAAACAAGGCCAUUCUUGAAGGUCCAGUUUGCAACGGAAGUCAAGUAAUCGGAUGGCACACUAACGAAAAGAGUAAAAGACUACGGAGAUUCCAUGUCGAUAUGUCAGGAUUCGCUUUCAACAGCACUAUACUCUGGGACCCUAAAAGGUGGCGACGUCCCUUUCCACAUCCAACCCGCCAACUAGACACUGUGAAGGAAGGUUUCCAAGAGACAACAUUUAUAGAGCAGGUGGUGGCAGAUGAAAGCGAGAUGGAAGGUGUUCCACCGUUUUGCUCGAGGAUACUGAACUGGCAUCUUCACUUGGAUGCCCGGGAUGUCCCUUACCCACAAGGGUGGCUGAUCCCGAACAAUCUCGAAGCUCUCAUGACUGUGAAUUAG